CCCGAAAUUGUUCGGGCGACUGGUCUAUUAAGCGUUAACAGACCCGGUAGCAUAUACAUUUUGUUAAUGGGGUUAACCGGCCAUAUUGCAUACCCUUUGUUAAUAGGAUGUUGGCGCCAUUUUUCCUAUUUUAGCAUUCGGCGUGUUUCCUUAUCAAUUCCAUUAUCUGAAUAAUUUCUAAUUGAAUCUGUUUCCGACCGCCUGUCACACCAAACUGCUGUUCUCCCCGGAUUUCCUGUGGUUGUUCAACUCCAAAAAUGUCUGAACAAAGUGAAGAUUAUGAAGCUUUAAUCAGAACCCUUCGUGAAGAGAUCGAUGCUGUACAAAAGAAGCUGAAACAAACUGAAGAAGAGCGUGAUAAAGCUCUUAAGAUUUUAAUUGAAACAUGGAGAACAGAAACACCCAGGUACAAACAGUUGCGAUCAGCUUAUGUAGAGCUUCAGCAGCGGCUAAUCCAGACGGAAGAAAAUUAUUUUAUUGUGGAUCGCGAGGCUUUCGCACGAACCCAAUCGUCCGCCUGUCUGGUGCAACUGGAGUCAGUACAAUCCAAUCUGCAACAUCCGGUGGAAGAUCAAUCCGGUCCGGAGCAACCGGAGGCAGAUCAAUCCAAUCCGGAGCAAUCAAAUCUCAUACCGUUUCGUAUCAAAUUUCCCAUAAAAAGUUUUACAGAACUAACGACAAUUAAUGACUUAGCUAAUGAUAUCAAUUUCAGGGCAUUGGUAAUUAAAGAGUUUCAAAAGAAGUAUCCGCAUCAGAAAAAUAACAGCAAAGUUUGCACAGCCAUUAUUGACUCUUAUAUUACAAGACUUUUGAUUUCUUAUUGUGGAUUCAAACGACUCUCUAAAGAAGCGACAGUUUUAUUGGGGGACUACAAAAAUGUUAUUUUGCUAUUUUUCGAAAUCGCUAACUCUUUUACAGAUACUAUUACUCAUGAAAAAGUUAAUCUUUUUUUUAAUAACUUGGUGCGAGAUAAGAAGCAGAGACUACAGCAUAAAACAACUUUUGUAGAUGAAAUGAUCAUAGAAUUUACUGCACGAACCAAUUAAAAUUUAUUAAUCCAUUCUUUUCCAUUAAUCAAAAUUCAAUCAAUGUUCAAUUCAAUUCAAUUCAACCAUUUCGAAGGUAUUUAAAAGAAACAAUUUAAGCUUACGGAA
Molecule: messenger RNA, 1154 nt
Organism: Anopheles darlingi
Lineage: Eukaryota; Metazoa; Arthropoda; Insecta; Diptera; Culicidae
Exons: 2
Coding region: 258-1046 (262 amino acids)
Source: RefSeq, a predicted model, not a curated record